GUCUCGGCUGUUGCGACCGCUCUGAACGAGUGGAUCCAGAAGAAGCCCUCCGACCUGAAGUUCCUCAUGCUGACGUUUGGUGCGAAUGGGCUAUCGCACAACGCCCAGGUGUACGAGAAGUGCCUUCGGUCGCGCGUCGCGCAGCAGUCUCUGGACAAGGAGGCCUUCGUGUCUAUGAUGCUCAAGCGCUUUGAGGGCGUGCCGGCGUCUACGUCGUCGGGGAGUGCCGGUGAGCUGAUGGCGUUCAAGGCGUAG
This is a messenger RNA of Prorocentrum cordatum, 255 nucleotides long. The record is from the annotation of a GenBank genome assembly. Lineage: Eukaryota; Dinophyceae; Prorocentrales; Prorocentraceae.